This is a messenger RNA of Stegastes partitus (bicolor damselfish), 1283 nucleotides long. RefSeq names its product G kinase anchoring protein 1 (gene gkap1). Bases 102 to 1256 code for a protein of 384 amino acids. Lineage: Eukaryota; Metazoa; Chordata; Actinopteri; Pomacentridae. Gene Ontology annotation, biological process: signal transduction. Gene Ontology annotation, cellular component: Golgi apparatus. The record is from RefSeq and is a predicted model, not a curated record. The transcript is spliced from 12 exons.
AGACAAUCGCUGGUAGCAAACCAACGGUAACCGACUGCACCUUCACGAACAGGUGAAAGUACUCUUUGGGAACUUUUCUUCAUUCAGUUUUCCUUCUCGCGAUGGCAUCGUCUGCAAUGAUCACCGUCCCCACCACCGCCUCCCGCUUUGCCCUGCUCCAGAUAGACUCAGAUUCGGACUCUGACGCCUCCGAGCCGGGGAAGCCUGCCACCAAAAACGGACGGGACUCCUCUGGGAAGCCCCGACAAGGAAAAGCAGGAGCAGCCGGGGGGAAGGCUGCUCAGGGCAACGACAAGAAGAAAGACAAGAAAAAGAAGAAGAAGGAACAGCAGCAGAGUGAGGCAAACGAGUUACGUAAUCUGGCCUUCAAAAAGAUUCCUCAGAAGUCCUGUGCCCCACCACCCUCUAUGACACUGUCAGGAAUAGCCAGUGAACUUCUCAACCCCGCACCAGGAGACCACAAUAUACCUUCAGAGGGGUGGCAGCAGUGGAAACAGAGAGAUGAGCAGAUAACCACAGAACUAUAUGAGGCGGACUUGGAAAAGGCCUUGAUUCUCAGUAAGCUGGAAUACGAACAACAGAAACAGAGCAACACAAACACAUCCUCACCAAAGUCACGAGGAGGAAAAGAGGGCGGAGGAAAAAAGGACAAAAAGAAAAAUCAGCAGGCAAAAGACAAAAAGACAGUUUCUCUGCAGGACUUCCAGGCUGAAGGUAGUGCAGACCAAUUAAGUAGGAAACAGGAAAAAGAGGACGGCAGAGCAGCUAACCCAGUGCCAGGGACCGGACAGGAGGAGCGUUUUUUUAACAAGUUGGAAGAUGACGUCAGUCGGAUCAUCCAAAGGGAGAAAAGACGUGAGCAGUACGCUAACAGCCAGGGACAGGAAGUCAACACCUCCACAGAGCACGAACCUGACCCCCGAGCAGAGCAGCUGAAGUACGAGUUGGAGAAGAAAGACCAAGAAAUCGAUAAGCUAAAGAAGACCAUCUCACAGUGGGAGGUGAAGUACAAGGAGGUGAAAGCCAGAAAUGCCCAGCUGCUCAAGAUGCUCCAACAAGGAGAGAUGAAGGACAAAGCAGAAAUCCUUCUACAGGUAGAAGAACUCCUGCAUAUUAAAGAAGAACUGUCAUCACAGGUAACAUUACUACACGCUGCCCUUGAGCAAGAAAGGUCUAAAGUCAAAGGACUGCAGUCAGAACAACCAAAACAUCAGGGAAACAAGAAGGGAAAGAAAGGCUCCGAGACGGAUCUAUGAAGGUUCCAGAAGCAAAAUACCUGAAAA